CGCAGAGUCGCAGCCAAUUUGCAGACUCGCAAAAUUUCUUCCGGUUCAGAAGUGUCCAGAUCUGGCGCGCCUUGCUCCGCCUGGCCACGCCUUGAAACGCCUCCUCACGCCUUCCCCGCGCUAAACGUGCAACUCGCGAAACAGCCGACCGCCUCGGGCGAUUUCCUGCCGCCUCGCUCCGACGCGCGCGAAGGCAUGCCUUUGAAAACACUGGAAACAGAGAAAGACCCAUAUCAUGGAGAAAUUAUAAAUUUGCUUGCUAAUGCUCUGAUGAAGAAACUCACAAGCUCAGACCCCUCCAAGACCCUGACACCGGAUCACAUGAAUGGCGUCAAACAAUGCCUUUCUGUAUUCUACCCUGUGUUUCGCUCACCUGAUCAUCCCACCUAUGCUGUGAUGAUACAGAGGGCAAUUGCUGAGUUGAACGAGGAAGGGGGUUCGACUCAAGAAGCAAUAUCAGAAUUUAUUAGAGAGCGGUUUGACUGUUUGCCAUUGGCUCAUGAAAGUUUCUUGAGUCAUCACUUGAAGAAACUUAGUGAGAGCGGAGAAAUUCUGAGUGCUUCAAAUAAUUAUUAUAUGCUUCCGGCUGAAGAAAAUGGUUAUGUUUCUCGAAGGGAGCGAGUGCAGAAAAAAGAGAGUAGUGGGCUGGGUAGGGGAAGAAGAACAAGAAAUGGAAUUGAGCAUAAAAAACUGGCAGAAAAACAAGUUGAAGUAACUGAACAUAGAGAACAGAGGCAGCAAAGUCAGGAGCCCGAGGUGAUAGUUGAUCAAAAUGGAUGCUCAGAGCAACAAAAGGAACAACAAGAUGAAGUGAAUGGAGAAGUUGCAAUGGUUGUGGCAAAACAGAAAUAUAAAGCGACUAAAGAACAAUUUGAAGUAACUGAACAUAGAGAAUGGAGGCAGCAAAGUCAAGAACCAGAGGUGAUAGUUGAUCAAAAUAGAUGCUCUGAGCAACAAAAUGAACAACAUGAUGAAGAGAGAGGAGAAGUUGCAAUGGUUGUGGUAAAACAGAAAUAUAAAGCGACUGAAGAACAGGUUGAAGUAACCGAACAACAGAGAGAACAGGGGAAACAAAGUCAAGAACUGGGUCUACAAGAACAGCACAGUAAGGUGAUUGAUGAUCACAGUGGACCUCCUGAGGAACAGCAAGACAAAGUGAAAGGGCAAAAAACUGAAAAACAAAUGCAAGAAGUUGCUGUGAUUGUUGAAAAGCAGCACAAUUCAGAAGAGAAAUAUAAAGCAACUGAAGAACAAGUUGAACUGAUUGAACAGAGACAACAUGGGCAGAAUUGUCUUGAACCGAAUCAAGAGCAAGAUGAACUGAUUGGACACCAAAGUCAAACUGAAAUGCAAGAAGUUGUAAUGAUUGUUGAAAAGCAGAAUAAUGCAAAAGAGAAAUAUAAAGUGACUGAAGAACAGGUAGAAAUUACUGAACGGAGAUUACAUGGGCAACAAAGUCAAGAACUGAGUCUAGAAGAACAGCAUAAUAUGGUGAUUGACAUUCAAAAUGGAUCUCCAGAGAAACAAAACGAACAUGCUGAUGGAUCUCCAGAGAAACAAAAUGAACAUGCAGAUGAAGCAAAUUGGCAACAAAUUCAAAAACAAAUGCAAGAAAAUGCAGUGAAUUUUCGAAAGCAGAGUAAUGCAGAACAGAAAUAUAAAGUGACUGAAGAAAACAUUCAAGCACAAAGGGAUGAACUUAUUGAAGAACGGUGUCAAUCUGAAGAACAACAAUGUGAAGUGACCAGAGAACAAUUACAAAUUGAAAGAAUUGAAAGAGAGAUUCAGUUACUAGAGGAACAAGUUGAAAUAAUUGAAAAGAUGACUAAACCAGGAGAGCAAAUUGAAAUGAUUUCUGAACGAAAUAAGCCACAAGAGCAAAGUGAAUUAAUAUCCAAGAUCGUUGGUUCUCGCAAUAUGCAGGAGUUAUUAUCAAAGAAGCAAGAUAAAGAUGCAGCUACUGCGAUCAAUUCAAGCCCUUCUCUUACAAGUCAAAAACUGCCCCACCAUGGUUCAUCAUUUUUGUCUGAGGAAAAUUAUGUAGAAUUGUUGAUGAGGACACGUAAGCUUGAGGAGAAGUUGUUGGAAAAUCUGUCUAGCAUAAGGGAGGGAUCAAACCAUAGCAGUCAGAAACCUAGGACAGACUUAGAGGAGUUAUUUUCAAGGCAUGGAGAGCUAGCCACCCAUGAUAGUCAGCCGCAGAUGCCCAAGUGCCAAAACAAAUCAAUUAACACUUUUCCUGAUGUUGAAUUGCCACAACAAGAGGAGAUUGGAAACUUAGAAAGAUCAUUGGAACCGUUAACAAUGGAAGCAGAGAAUAUCAGAGAAAUAUCCCGGCAUGUUGGAAAGAAGACUUGUCUAAACUUUGAAGCAAAGCAUGAGAAAGAAAAGCAUAGUGCUGCCUGCGAUCCCAACCUUUGUUGUCAGCAGAAGCCAUCCGUCUCUCUGCAAGUUGCAAGUUGUGAGGAUGUCCCCAAGCACUCACCAGACCAGGAACUGGAACGGAAACUGAAGAACCAGCAACCAGAACUUCAAAAGCCACAAAGACCUCAAGAUGUCAAAUUACUGUCAGUUGAGGGAGGCUAUAAGGCUCAUGAAUCUGAGCCAAACAUUAUGGACAGUUCUGUUGAUUUGCUCCAGGCAUCACAGCAUCAGAAGAGGCAGCUGCGUCCUCGGCAUAAAAAGACAUCUGAAUCUGGUUGUGGGGUGCCAAAGGCACGUAAAUGCGAGGAACUUGAGAACAAGAAGCAGCCCAGAGAAGAAAUACAGGACAUGGGUAUGAAGCUUGAUCAUUUUGCAGUUAAGCUGUCAUUUCAAGCACAGAAAAAUACACAGGAGCCAGCACAGCAGAGGCAAUUGUGUCCGCGGCGCCAAAGGCAGUCCAAAUCUGAAGAGUUGAUCACUACAUCGAUGAUGGAAUCACCACCCACAAGGCAUCAGGAUCCCCUGAUAUCAAACCUUCAAGAAGCUGAAAAGCCUCAGGAGCUAAAGACAUCAGCAGCGAAAACAGGCCCCACACAGCAGCAGAGGCAACUUCGACCUCGAGACAAAAAGCUGCCUGGAUCUAGGGCAGUUCUGUCACCUUCACAAUCUCUGGAUGAGCAGUAUCCAUUGCUUUCAAACAGUGGAAGAUCUCAAAUGCAACAGCCGAGAGUGGAUGAUUCAUCUCAGCUGAAGAACCGACAUCGACAUGAUGAAUUGUCCCAAACAAUAAAAGAGCUGCAGCGUCAUAUGAAAUUACAUUCACACAGCCAAGGUGUUUCACAAUCUGAUCCUAGUGUGUCCAUGACAAAAUCAUCACCCUCACAGAACCAAUGUGAGGAACCCCAAGAAAAGAUGCAACAUGAUGAAUUGCAGCACCUGAAACAUCAAAAGCAUAAGAAGCCUCCUAGACCAAAGGAAAAUGUAGACCCAACUAUGGAGGUUUUGCCCCCAUCAGCUGACCAGCAGCCACAGAAGCGAGGAAGAGGGAGGCCUCCUAAAGCAAAACUGGCUACAGCUUCAACCAGCAAUGCAUCACUGCCUGCUAAAUGCCAGAAGCAGAAGGAACAACCAGAAAAACGAAAACAAGGGAGGCCCCGUAAGUUGACAGCAAAAAUUACUUUAGCAAGGACCAGAUUGACCUUAAAGAACCAACCACAGCAACAAAAGCGAGGUAGGGGAAGGCCUCGAAAAGUGACUGAGGAAACCUAAGAAGGCAACCAUGAAUGUUCUGUUCUCUAAUAUCACUAGCAUUGUAGUUCACCAGUUUGUAAUAUGGUUUACCUUGGUAGGAUUUUUCCUCGGAGAAAACAAAGAAUCAUCUUAUGUUUUUAACUUAUUUAGUAACCAUGGAACUGUCAAUGCCAGGUUGAUUCCAAACA
Messenger RNA from Prunus avium (sweet cherry), 3863 nucleotides. RefSeq lists its product as uncharacterized. Gene Ontology annotation, biological process: negative regulation of DNA recombination; chromosome condensation; nucleosome assembly. Lineage: Eukaryota; Viridiplantae; Streptophyta; Magnoliopsida; Rosales; Rosaceae. Gene Ontology annotation, molecular function: nucleosomal DNA binding; double-stranded DNA binding. Gene Ontology annotation, cellular component: nucleus; nucleosome; nucleolus. The record is from RefSeq and is a predicted model, not a curated record.